CUUGUUCAGUCUUUGUCCAAUAGCCUGUGAGCUUGUAAGAUUACGACAGAGAGCAACAAGACGUUUCCAAAAUGGGGCUUGAAAGUACUAUGGUCUGUGUGGACAACAGUGAAUAUAUGAGAAAUGGAGACUUUCUACCAACGAGACUACAGGCUCAACAAGAUGCUGUUAACAUUGUUUGCCACUCCAAAACACGGAGCAACCCAGAAAAUAAUGUGGGCCUCAUCACCAUGGCAAAUAACUGUGAGGUACUGACCACACUGACACCAGAUUCUGGCCGCAUCCUGUCCAAACUCCACGCUGUCCAGCCCAAAGGAAAGAUCUGCUUCUGCACAGGCAUCAGAGUGGCUCAUCUGGCCCUAAAACACAGACAAGGAAAAAACCACAAGAUGAGGAUCAUUGCCUUUGUUGGGAGUCCUGUGGAGGAUAAUGAGAAAGAUCUUGUCAAGAUGGCCAAGCGCUUAAAAAAAGAGAAAGUGAAUGUGGAUAUUAUCAACUUUGGAGAAGAGGAGGUGAACACAGAGAAGCUGACUGCUUUUAUAAAUACUUUAAAUGGGAAGGAGGGGACAGGCUCCCAUCUGGUCACAGUCCCUCCAGGGCCCAGUCUGGCUGAUGCGCUCCUCUCUUCUCCCAUCCUGGCCGGGGAAGGAGGUUCUAUGAUGGGUCUUGGUGCCAGUGACUUUGAGUUUGGUGUGGAUCCCAGUGCUGAUCCAGAGCUAGCCCUGGCCCUGCGUGUAUCCAUGGAGGAGCAGCGACAGAGGCAGGAGGAAGAGGCCCGCAGAGCUGCUGCUGCUUCUGCAGCUGAGGCAGGCGUGCCCACACCUAGUGCAGACGAAUCUGAAGAAGCCUUACUGAAGAUGUCAGUAUCUCAGCCCGAAAGCGGUGCAGCAGCGCUUCCUGACUUCAGCAGCAUGACAGAGGAGGAGCAGAUAGCCUAUGCCAUGCAGAUGUCUCUUGCCGGAGGAGAGUAUGGAGAAAUGGACACAGGAGCUCCCAUGGACACCGCAGAAUCAGCCAAGGAAGAAGAUGACUAUGAUGUGAUGCAAGACCCAGAGUUCCUUCAGAGCGUCUUGGAGAACCUGCCUGGUGUCGACCCAAACAACGAGGCUAUCCGCAAUGCCAUGGGCUCCCUGGCCUCCCAGACAGGAAACAAGCCAGAUGGCAAAAAGGAUGAAGAGAAGAAGAAAUGAGGAACAAAGAGACUUCGAACAUCGACUAGAAAAACCCAAACAAUUGCAUACUAAUGCAGGAUUACUUUAUAUACAAGAAGAACCUUCUGUACUGAAUGCCUAUUUAGUGUAAAAUCUCACUGAGCAGUUAAAUCAGUUGAUAUAAUCUUAAUAUAAUCUGGAUUUACUCAAAUUAUCUUGCGCUCUUUAGCCUGCAUUUUCUCUACAUGACGUAAUUGCUGACAGUUGAUCAGAAGAGAAGAAUUUGUGAUGACAGGCUCUUAAACUAAACAGUUAACCACACUCCUGUCAUGUGUUUGUGUUUUUGCAAUAAAAACUGCGUGUAAAUA
Molecule: messenger RNA, 1519 nt
Organism: Micropterus salmoides (largemouth bass)
Lineage: Eukaryota; Metazoa; Chordata; Actinopteri; Centrarchiformes; Centrarchidae
Product: 26S proteasome non-ATPase regulatory subunit 4
Exons: 10
Coding region: 72-1190 (372 amino acids)
Biological process (GO): proteasome-mediated ubiquitin-dependent protein catabolic process
Cellular component (GO): cytosol; proteasome regulatory particle, base subcomplex; nucleus
Molecular function (GO): polyubiquitin modification-dependent protein binding
Source: RefSeq, a predicted model, not a curated record